CAGCCCAAACACAUUACACACUGUCACUCGCCAUGGCCGAGUCGGUAGCUUCCGUUAGUCCAUUCGGUAGUUCAGGUCAGCUCCUACUCGCUGGAGGACAGCCUCACCGGACGCCACCACUGCCCGAUUGGGCAAAGGAACGUUACCAGUCCGAUAUCGUCUUGAUUCUUGGGCCCAAUCAUCGUCUGUCGCGACUGCGAUGUGCAUCGUCAGCCCUACGGUGGCGCUCUUGGAGGCCUGAAUAUGAGUGGUCUGCUAUCGGUUUGUAUGUACAUUAACCUAUCUGUUUCUGAUAACUUGAGUCUGUUUCAUCGAUUUUCGAUUCGACUUGAAUUUUGCGGUAACUCAGCUACCUACUACCUAUACCCUUACCCAUCCACGUCGGCCGCCUCCUCCCUUUCUUCCACCAUGGCCUAUACCGGCUUCUCAAAGCUCCAGCCGUCGCCAGUUGCCAUGGACCGCCAUCGUUUCUCCCGGCUCGAGCUGGCACUCAUAACACCGUUGCUGGCUUUGACGACAGCUGUCGAGAUAUACGCAGCCGUCUACAUGGCGCAACACCGUAAGGAAGCCGUCCAGCCACUUGCCGUUGUGGCAUUAUCCUGCGCCAGUCUAGUGCUGCUCUCGGCCGGUUGCGUUAUAUCUCUGCGAUUAUCACGGCAUCGGCCAGAAGACCCGAGCCGUCGCGGCGACGUCGAAUCCGCCCCCGGAGCCCGGCGGCUGCAGAUAUCCGCCCCGAUCCCGAUUACCACCCCCCCGCCAAUGAAGCAGACGACGUUUGAUUCCAAAGGCGUCUACACCGUCGUGCCCGGUGGCUACAGGCAUCCCCAUCCACAGCCACAUCUCAGCGUGGCCGACAAGCUUUGCCUUGCGCUAUUCAAGCGAACCCCCAAGCGCGGCCGCGGCUCGACAUUCACAUCAGAAGAUGACGGCCAGGCUCUGCUCUCCAGCGGGAGCGAGCGCUCCUCGGCCGACAUGAGCGAAGAAACAGCUAGCGAAGGGGGUGAGGGGCCAGGGGGUCUGUGGAACUCUGUCUUUGAGCUGGCCGCCGGCGACGCCCACAGCAAGCUCGAUCAGCGGCGGCGCCGGUCUGGGUUUUGGCACAGUGCUACUCCCCCCCAACGGCAGCCACGACACGAGGCAGAGUCCGAGGGUGCCCCCAGGCCGGUAGAUAGGUUGUGCGACGUGACGAUCGUUCUCACGAGGCCCGACGCCACGGCAGCUCCCUCUGCCCCAUCAUCCAACCUCAAACCCGCUCGUCCCGCGAUGCAGGACCCGCUGCGAUCCCAUCCGGUACAGAUUCUCAGAGUCAGCAGAGACCCCAGCGUGCGACAGACACGAAGCACCCAGACCCUGGCAUCACCGGCUGUGCAAAAGAACCGAGAAACCGCCGCCGCCUCAUAUUUGGCUAACAACAACACCCCGCGCCGGCCGCGAUCCGCCGAGCCCGGCCCCGACCGGUCCCGGCUCGGCUACGACCUGGCGACGCUCCAACUGUAUCUCGACCGGACGGCAUCCGACCUCAACAGGACAGGCUGGAUGGUUUCGGCAGCGGCAAAAACACAGGACAGAGCUUCGCGGACGGCUGCUACCACCACCACUCCAGCGGGGGGAGCUCCUCGGGCGGCCCUUCGGCGGUCGCGAAGCCCCAGCCCCACCGGGUCCGAGUCCGAGUCCGGGAUACAAAGGCCAACAGACCUCAGGGCUGAGUACCGCGACGGGGUGCGGGAGGAGGCGGCGCCGGGCAGAAAGGAAGAAGCAUCGAAGAGGUUAGAUGGAUGCUCUACUGCUGGGGAGCGAUGGAAGUGAUACCCCUUUUAUGGACAUGAUUGACACGCUGCUAUGAUUUUUUAUCUCAUGAUUUUUAUGAUCUAACUACGUACCUAUUU
This is a messenger RNA of Lasiosphaeria miniovina, 1886 nucleotides long. RefSeq lists its product as uncharacterized. The record is from RefSeq and is a predicted model, not a curated record. The coding region runs from base 244 to 1806 and encodes 520 amino acids. The transcript has a single exon. NCBI's taxonomy places the organism in Eukaryota, Fungi, Ascomycota, Sordariomycetes, Sordariales, Lasiosphaeriaceae.